Molecule: messenger RNA, 762 nt
Organism: Pedinophyceae sp. YPF-701
Lineage: Eukaryota; Viridiplantae; Chlorophyta; Pedinophyceae
Source: the annotation of a GenBank genome assembly
AUGUCGCAGCCGACGGUGGCCCCGGUGGGGCACCGCGAGCUGCAGCAGCUGAGCGCGUUCCUCGCGAAAUCGGACGGGAAGGAGAAGCUGCUAACCGCCAUCCAGUACGCGAGCAUGUUCAUCGCGGCGGGGAGCCCCGGGAACGCGGCGAACGUGCAGAAGUCCGUGGCCGCGGCCAGGAAGGUCAUGCACUUCCUCCAGCCCGUGCAGGUCGCGGCGCCGCUCGUGCUGCAGGGCGUCAGAGUGAAGCAGAGCCAGCUCAGCACCGUGGGCGCCAGGAAGCUCAGGGCGCUGUUCUUGGCGACGUACUUCGGGUUCGACAACCUCGUGUGGGCCUAUCAGGUCGGGCUGCUCAAGGGCGCGGACGCACAGACCCGCGCCCAGCGCCUGUCGUGGUACUUCCUCAUGGCCGGCUCGGCGCUCGGGGUCGUCGCGGAGGUGUCGGAAAUCCUCGCAGCCGUCUACCAGGCGCUCGCGCGCGCAGCCACCUCCGGCAGCGUGGCCCAGUCCGACGGGACGGUUGCUGGCAAACCCAGCACGCCCUGGGCGCUGCUCCCUUCCAUGGACACGGUGAUCGACCGCGCCAUCAAGCUCGCCGUCCCCACGUGCCAGACGCUCCUCGGCCUCGGGCUGCUGCAGCUCCUGCCGCUCAAGCCGCGGCGGACGGCCACGUUCGGGUUCGUCGCCGCAGUGCUGAACUGCUACAUGUUGAUGCCACCAAAGCCCCCGCUGCCGGCGCCGGAGAAGGCGAAGACCAGCUGA